Molecule: messenger RNA, 1857 nt
Organism: Thrips palmi
Lineage: Eukaryota; Metazoa; Arthropoda; Insecta; Thysanoptera; Thripidae
Product: myrosinase 1-like
Exons: 10
Coding region: 123-1745 (540 amino acids)
Biological process (GO): carbohydrate metabolic process
Molecular function (GO): beta-glucosidase activity
Source: RefSeq, a predicted model, not a curated record
CCGCGUGGUAUUGAAAGGUGUCUGGCGGACUCCGACGGUCCCGCAUCAGUCUGCUCUGCUCCGUCGCGACGCGUCGAGGAAUUUAGAUAGUCCGGCGGCUUCAGGGUCUCAGACGUCUGGGAAUGGCGAUGGCACGCGCGGUGCGGGCCCUGCCCUGGCUGGCCGUGCUGGCCGUCGCCUUGUGUGGCGGCGCCGCGUUGGAAGGCCCGGACGGCCUGGAAGACCCCUUCGCCGUGCCGGAGGGGCUGCUCAUCGGGGCGGGGGUGUCCGCCAUCCAGACGGAGGGGGCCUGGGACGAGGACGGCAAGGGCGAGAGCGCCGCGGACCACCUGCUGCACAUCGGCAAGCUCUCCGCCUUCGGCUUCGGCAACGACUCGCGCGAGCACGACGUGGCGGCCGACUCGUACCACCGCUACAAGGAGGACGUCCGGGCCGCGGCCCAGCUCGGGCUCAAGCUGUACCGCUUCUCCAUCUCGUGGUCGCGAGUGCUGCCGGACGCCGUCACCAGGAACGAGAAGGGCGUCCAGUACUACCACCGCCUCAUCGACGAGGUCCUCAAGUACAACAUGACCCCCAUGGUGACGCUGUACCACUUUGACCACCCUUGGAUUCUGGAGGAUCAGUUCAAAGGAUGGCAGAGCGAGAAAAUGGUCGACUACUUCAAGGAGUUCGCGCGGCUCGCCUUCAGCGAGUACGCGGGCAAGGCCAAGCUGUGGAUCACCAUCAACGAGGCCAACAACUACUGCACCUACUUCCCCAACCUGUACCAGAAGGUCGGGCUCUACGCUGACGGCGACAUGGACCCCUUCACGUGCAUGCGCCACACCAUCCUGGCCCACGCAGAGGCCUACCACCUCUUCAAGGAGGCCGGUCACGAGGGCCAGGUGGGCUUCUCGGCGCUGGUGUUCACGGCCCGCCCAAACUCCACCCGCCCCGAGGACGUGUACUCCGCCGACGCCUUCAACCAGGUCGCCGCCGGCGUCCUGCUCAACCCCGUCGUGCACGGCGACUACCCGGAGCUCUUCAAGCGGCUGGCCGGCAGCAAUCUGCAGCCCUUCAGCGACGCCCAGAAGCGGCGCAUCAAGGGCACCGCGGACUUCUUGGCCUGCAACGUGUACUUCGGCAUCGUGGCGGCCUUCACCACCGCCGACAUGACCGCCUUCAGCAAGGUCCCCAUCUUGGGGCAGUACCUCGCCGUCCUGCCCUUCGUCAGCCCCAGCGUCGUGGGCACCGACCUCUCGCACAUGAGCAGCAUGUUCAGCGUGGUCACGCCCGACGCGAUGCGUUCCGCAGUGGUGUGGGCAUGGAACGAGUACAGACUCCCGCUGGUCAUUUCCGAAAACGGCUUCGGCGACAUAUACGGACUGGGCAAGAAGGACCGCCUCCGCGGCGUUUACCACAGUCUCUACCUGCGCUCCCUUGUCUCGACGAUGAAAGAGUUCAGCAUCAAGGUGAUCGGAUACUGCACUUGGAGUUUGAUCGACAGUUUCGAGUGGAGCGCCGGGUACAGCCGCCCGUUUGGCCUGGUGCACGUGGACUACGAGGGAGGCAGCCUGGACCGCAGCAUGAAGGACUCGUCGCAGUUCUGGAUCGACUUGGCCAGGACGGGGUCGGUCCCGCUCUGGGAGGAGGACACGGCGUCGUCGGCGUCCUCGACGGCCACCUCGGCCACCCUGCUGCUGUUGCUGGCGAUGCCAGCCUACUUCCUCUCAAGUUCCCUCGCGAAUCAAUACAUUUCUCUGUGAAGCCUGACUGAUGUUCGGACCCGCCAAGGUCUCAAGCUGCAGACCAGCACUAUAUAGAUCUGAAAGCUAACGUCGCUAAACUUAUUAAAAUAUCGGUGAACGACAGCCUGGA